UCAGCGUUCCAUUGGCGUGCGUUGCUGGUAUCAUCUCACCCCCUUGAGAGCUUCAUGGGAAAAUUCGCAGAGGGGAAGGACCUGCGGGGAUCUCGAGAACUGAGGAGCUUUCGGUGGGAGAGGAUGUAACUGACUUUGUCCCGUGUUUCGCGAUUAGGACUUCACCUGCUGUCGACUCGAGCUUCUUAUCAGCAGUUUGACCUCAUCGGGCAGGAAUGAGCCGUCACAGCCUCUUGCCGUUGGAUGCUGAAGGUCGGAGGUGAAGAUGCUGAGCUCACUGGCUGCCAGGCCGUAACUAUGGUCGUCGAGGUGAGGCCUCCUCCCAUUUUGUCACCAUGCUGGAAAACCCCGCCAUCACUGCCCCUUACAUCGUGGUGGAGCUGCUGAUUGCCAUCUUCUCCGUGUUGGGCAACGUGCUGGUCUGCUGGGCCGUGUUCCUCAACAGCAACCUGCAAAGCAACACCAACUUCUUUGUGGUGUCGCUGGCUGUGGCCGACAUCGCCGUGGGCGUCCUGGCCAUUCCCUUCGCCAUCGUCAUCAGCAUCGGCUUCUGCUCCAACUUCUACGGGUGCCUCUUCAUCGCUUGCUUCUUGCUCGUUCUCACCCAGAGCUCCAUCUUCAGCCUGCUGGCCAUCGCUAUGGACCGCUACAUCGCAAUCAAGCUACCUCUCAGGUAUAACAGUCUGGUGACAGGUCAGCGGGCGCAGUGCAUCAUUGCCAUCUGCUGGGUUCUCUCCAUCAUCAUUGGUCUCACCCCAAUGAUGGGCUGGCACAAGUUCUCUGAGAAGAAUACCCACGAGUGCCCACCGGGUCUGAUGACGUGCCUCUUCGAAGAGGUGGUGGUUAUGGAUUACAUGGUGUACUUCAACUUUUUUGCCUGUGUCAUGAUUCCCCUGCUGCUGAUGCUGGCCAUCUACCUGUGCAUCUUCAUGGCAGCUCGUCACCAGCUCAAGCUCAUUGAGGUCAAGGCGGUUCACGGGGAAAAGUCUCGCUCCACUCUCCAAAAAGAGGUCCAAGCUGCCAAGUCUCUGGCCAUCAUAGUGGGACUGUUUGCUGUCUGCUGGCUGCCAUUACACAUCAUGAACUGCUUCACUCUGUUCUGCCCCGAGUGUCAGCGUCCUCCGCUCUUGAUCUUCUACGUGGCCAUUAUCCUGUCGCACGGCAACUCGGUGGUCAACCCCUUCAUCUACGCCUACCGCAUCCGAGAGUUUCGGCAAACCUUCCGGAAAAUCAUCCGUCGCCACAUCUUGGGCCGGCAAGAGCUGCCGGAGAAAAAAGGUAGUCAGCGCAACUCGCUUCACAGAAGCUUCACAAACUCCAUCAGGCUCAAGGCAAACGGUCUCAGCUUUGACCUUUGCACCCAGCAGGGCAGCAGCAACUCUGAAAACUCCGCUCAUGUCUCCCCCGUAGGGGGCGGUCUCUUGGCGGUAUCCCAAACGCCUCUGUCACUUGUGGUCCCGAAUGGUCCCAAAAUGCAUCCCAUCAGACAGACUGAAGUACCCAUCUGUCAUCAUCGGCAGUUUUUGGCGGCAGCGGAGGCUGCGGAGGAAUAUAAACUGCAGAAGCAGAUCGCCGCCCAGGUGGAACCACAGUUUAACAGGCAGAACAGGGAAAGCACCCCGAGUGAGCUGACUAAAGCAUCUUGACACACGCAGCAUUCAGUCAUCAACACAACACUGGUCAAUUGGGUUUUGAAAUACUGAGCCAGCCUGAGGAAACAUGCUGCCGAUCUCUCUAAAGCAGUGAUUUCCAAAUAAUGUGCCCCAAAACAUCAUCGGCAUCUUCGGCCCUGGGAAAUGAUUCAAUUUGGUCUGAAAAUGAUUGACUAUCAAUCGUGGAUCUUUGUUCAACUAUCCAUACCAGUGACACAUAGUGGCAGGCAGAACAACUAAAUGCUCCCCCACUUUGUGGCAGAAGGUACAUGCAGUCAUUAUUGUCAGAUUUUUUUAUUUGGUGGUGUGCAGUGAGAUUUUGUUUUUUCCCAACGUAAAAUACAAUCCUCUGUGUUAGCUCAAUAAAGGUCAGGAAGAACUGCUCGAAACCAAAGGUCAAACUAAAACCCCGGGGGCCAGAUCCAGCCCGCCGAUCACUUUUUGCGGCCCACUAAAGCAAAACAAGUGUGUCUACUUCCAUUUACUUCAAUUUCUUUAUUCUUACAGAUAUUACAAGCAUUGUUUUUGGACGAGUAUUUCUGGACUUUGUGUUUGUAGCAUGCUCUGGGUAACUGAGUAUAUACGAUUUGGUUUUAGACUCUGGAAAAUGUAUUCGCCUAACAAAAGAUUUUCAAACCUCAAUCAAUCAAUUCUGUCCUCGCAACUAUUUGCAUGUCAUGUUCAUUUGCAGGAUCUUCAGUUGCUUGGGAAGUGAUACGAUAAUUUAAAAGAAAUUGAUAUGCCCUUGGAGAUGACGUACUAAACACUGUAAUCUGAAAUGAUGGCAUCUAAUCUUGGGAAAGGAUCGUUUGCAGAAUUUGGCACACUUCUUAUUUGGUGAGUGUUUUGAUUCAAAUGUAUCCGCAAUGUUUUCAAGUUCAGACUUUCUGAGUUGGGCAUCACAAAUCAUUUGAACCCGCUUGUAAAUGAUUUCAUCUCAUCCGUGGGCAAGUUAAGAGUUAUAUUAUGCUCUCAAGACUUAAAUUGGCCGUAGAUGGAAUCUCUCAAGUGCUCGCUUGAACUGUCUAUUCAAUUGAAGUUAUUUUUGUACUGUACUUCCGUUAAAUAGAAGGUCACAAUAUUUAUUUUCUCCCAAGUUAUCAUUCUGGCUUUCGGAAUCGUUCCAGCAUUUCCAUUGGCUCUGUAAGAGUUGGGGUCAUUUCUCAUAUUAGAUUGGGAAUUAUUGGAGAAAGAUCUGGUUUACCCAUCCUGGGAAAAGCGUAUUUAAUCAGUCAGUCUAUCUUUGGAGCUCUUUAUUUUCCCAGUGUUACUCUCGGUUCCCCUGUGAGUUCAGGUUAGAAGAGUCAGGGCCUACUUCUGUUUGAAAUGGUCCCCAGGGGGCAAAAGUACUUUUUCAACAUUUACCACAGAGACUGCCGGGGUCUACGUCCUCAGUUUCUAUUCUGAUGGGUUGACCAUAUGGCUAAAAUGCAUGUUAGUUUGCAACAGUACAAAAUAAGGACAUCAUUUCUGCUUGUUGCUAUUUUCACCAUUCAGAACUUCUGUAUUUUAGACAAGCUCAGAGUGGUGGGUCAGCAAAUGUAAUAAAAGGGCUGGAAAAUGCAACGCAAAAUGAUUAUACUUCACACUGUCUGCACUCACAUUUCAAGAAAUCACGAGCUAUAUACUCCUAAUAAAUUAAAAAAGGUUACUGCUCAACCUUUCCCAACUUACGCACGAUGGUUUCACUCAGGUUCACAUCGUGAAAUAGUGUGCAUACUGUGCAUAUCGCCAACAGGGACUGCAGCCUCGCCCGUGGUUUCAUUGCAACUCCCUGCUGAGUUCAACUAUUCAUUGUCAAAGGGAAAUCCGCCAAGCAAGCAAGCAAGCAAGAGCCCCCCCCCCACCCCACCCCUCUCAUUUUGCGACACUGACACUUGCUGGCGGUUCACCCAAACUACACCUAAUCUGGGACUGGAUAUUCAUACAUUGAAGAUGGAAACAAGUUACAUGUUGAAGGUUCAAAGAAAAGUUUUGAAAUGGUCGCACAGUAAAAAUGAUUGGAUCAUUUUGGUUGAUCAUUACUACUUGUACUCAUUUGGGGUGUGGGUGAUCAGGAGCUUUUCCCAGCCAAUCGCGGAGGCUCACACACACGCACACAGAAAAAAAGGCCUUUCAAUUGAAUGAAUUCGAACAUCAGUUGCACAUGAUUACAAUGUGGUAAACUGCUGUCAUAAGAAAUAAAAUAAAAAAGCCUUCUCCUGUGAAAUGACGCCAGUUAACCACAUUGCAAUUAUGUGCAACCUGAUGUACACAUUUUCAAACCAACUAAAUUCAAGACUAUUUGUCAGUAUGGACAAACAUUUGCACCUUUCAGUCUUCAAUGAAUGUAAACUUCCCCCCUGGCAUUGCGACUUUCUACUCCACACAGGUGGAAAGGAUUCGAACCAUGAACCUCGCAACUGUGAGGCAACGUGCUGCGGAUAAUAACAGCCCACCAAAUUACAUUUUACAUUUAAUUGUAUUAUUACAACCCACCCAUUUAUUCUUAUGUAUUAUUAUCCAUCCAUUUUCUGCACCGAUGUUAUCUAUCAUUUGCUCAGAUUUUAAAGAUUCAUUUUGCACUGAAAAUGCUACAUAUCCAUUUUCUACACCGCUUCUCCUCACCAGGGUCACUGGCGUGCCGGAUCCUAUCGCAGCUAUCUUCGGGCGAGAGGCGGGGUACACCCUGAACCGGUCGCCACACACAUAGAAACAAACAACCAUUCCACCUACGGGCAAUUUAGACUCAGCAUUCAUGAUGUUGGCACACCAGCACACCUGCCGAUUGUGAGGAAAAAGUGUGGGUGUGAUGAAGAACCUGAUCUGAACAGAUUAUCAAUGUUGAGUGCAGAGCAGUUUAUUGGUCCUGCCCGAAUGCAAGUCAUCUCCUAUUCUUCACCCAUGCAAGCAAUACUUCAUCAUUCUUUCCACGAGAAAUAUUUGACAUCCUCGUUGUUGAGUUUUUUUGUUAUCUCGUCCCCUUUGACAAAGUGCAGUGACCCCAGGUUCAUCCCGACGUUGCUUCACAUGUAAGCCGUGCAACGCUUUCCCAUGUUACCAAGGCGACUGACCCGUUACACCAGCCUGGGUUGCAGCACUUGUCUCGUCUUCACGUGUUUCCGGACGCUUACGGGCCAGACGAUGAAUUUUGACUUUCGUCGGCCUGCUCAUGAGUUUCCUCUGCCUGUUUUUACUCUGUACUUUUGGGUCCUCCCGAGAAGCUGAGGUCGUGUCAUCCUGCCGAGUUGCGGUGCGAUCUUGAGGGGCUUUUCCGGUCUUUUCCCCCUGAAGUGCGUCACUUGUCACACCUUCCUCAGUUGCUCCAGUUGUCUCAUCCUCCUCAGGAAUUUCAGGGAGAUAAAGUGUCACCAUUUCUUGUCCGUUUCGGCAUUUCCUUUGCUUCUUUUCAAGGGACAUUUUUUUCAGCUUGUGGUGGAUCUGUAGGAGCGCCAGUAUGCAUUUCCAAGUCCUAAAACAGAUAUUCCAUGCAAAAUAAUCAUAGUGACAAAGGCAUCAAAGUCAGCAAAGCCCUUACUUGUCUUUCUUUGUUACCUCCAUCACCUCUUUGAAAUGUUGUAAUAUAUUUCUCUACAGUAUAGUAUUUUGUUUUAUGGUGUGUCAAUUUAAUGUGCCCAUCUGCCAUGCAUCUACCGUGAAAAUGUCUUUCCAGUUGAAAGAUGUUUGAGGGUUUUCCUGCAUGUGAUACUCUUGGAUGAGGGUGGGACUCAACUUAAAACACCCUCUACAGGAUUAAAUAAUAAUAAUAAAAAAUAUCUCAUUUGGUGAUCAGAUAAAUGGUAUUUUAGAGAAUAAGCUCUGGGUGGGACAGCACGAUAGGGUUGUGGUGAGCACAUCUGCCUCACAGUUCUGAGGUCUGGGGUUUGAAUCUUGGCUCUGGUGUUCCUGUGUUUCAGGGUAUUCUGGUUUCCUCGCACAUUCCAAAAAAAAAAAUUUUUUUUUUGGAAUGUGCGAUGUGUUCAGGAGGAGCGGUGUGGUUUUUGUCCUGGCC
Phycodurus eques (leafy seadragon) is the source of this 5643-nucleotide messenger RNA. RefSeq names its product adenosine A2a receptor a (gene adora2aa). Bases 336 to 1646 code for a protein of 436 amino acids. Gene Ontology annotation, biological process: G protein-coupled adenosine receptor signaling pathway; adenylate cyclase-activating G protein-coupled receptor signaling pathway. The record is from RefSeq and is a predicted model, not a curated record. NCBI's taxonomy places the organism in Eukaryota, Metazoa, Chordata, Actinopteri, Syngnathiformes, Syngnathidae. Gene Ontology annotation, molecular function: G protein-coupled adenosine receptor activity. Gene Ontology annotation, cellular component: membrane. The transcript is spliced from 2 exons.